Saccostrea cuccullata (small rock oyster) is the source of this 3976-nucleotide messenger RNA. RefSeq lists its product as uncharacterized. The transcript has 18 exons. The record is from RefSeq and is a predicted model, not a curated record. Bases 253 to 3789 code for a protein of 1178 amino acids. NCBI's taxonomy places the organism in Eukaryota, Metazoa, Mollusca, Bivalvia, Ostreida, Ostreidae.
UUUUAUACUGUCUUGUUCCUGAUCGGUUUAGAGGUCGGGAUCGUUGUUAUAUAAAAGGUGAUGAUUGCGCAAUCAAGUAACCGGUUGUAAACAAAAAACGGAAACAGUUUUCGUUUGCUGGUUUCAAAAGUUUGGAGAACAUGAAAGGGAAUCCUGUCAGAUUUGUUGUUUUAAGAUUCUAAAGUGGAUGAAAACGAAGAUUCGUUAAAAGAUCUAAUCAAACAUGCAAAGAAGAGGCCAGAGUAUACCCGCAUGGUGUCAUGGGAAUUUAAAAAUGAAACCAAAAUACCAAACAGAAAGAAGAAGCAGCUGCAGACAGAAUCCCUUAAAGAGCGAGAGGCAAGUAAGGCUAACAUGGCUAAUGACGAAAAAGACAAGAUGGAGUUCUCAUCCUCAGCAUCAUCAGCACAGGGAGAAGAUUGUGGUUCAGAGAGUUCAUAUCACUCAGACGAGGAAGAAAUGGACUCGCAAGAAUCUACGGGGAGUUUGGAGGAAGCUGUAGAUGAGAUUAAUUUACAAAAUGAUGCAUGUUUCAUGAAUUAUCCUUCACAGGCAAACACUCGACACAGGGCUCCAAGUAAAAAGCAGAAACGUAAAAGACGGGAUAAAAUGACCUAUUGUGAUCAAAUUCUGCCAUUUAUGAAUUGUGGACUGACCAUUGAGGAGGAUAUCCAAGAAGUUGUGUCUGAAAUCCAGGGGAAACAAAUUAGUGUGCUAAGGGAGGUCCCAAGUCUGUCCUUUCUAUGUAUUAAGAUGCUGAGAGGAAUUAGGUUCCCUUCUGAAUCUAUGCCCCAUCUAAUUAAGUCCCAGAUCUAUGGUGCUAACACAUACUUACAAUUUAAGAAAUUUCAGUAUGAAUGGCUGUUAAACAUGCUGGCUUUUGUGGAAGAGGAAGAACAGUUUUUGUGCUGGAAAAGAAAAACAGGAUUCACAGAACUUUCUCCAGUAUCAGCUCUUCCAAUGUGCAGUGUGUGGUAUCCUCUGCCUUAUGUGAAGGGAGUAAACACUCUGCGACAGUUUACCGCUGUUUACAACAAGAACAAAGUGACAGCUUGUAUGAUGUACACAGGUGGACAUUUAUUAGUGUCCCCACCCCCCGUGUGGCUUGAUGUUUCUCACAUAUUGCAGUUUAUGCCUUGGUUUUUGUCAGUACUGGGAACUUUAAUUGAAUGCAUGCUUCCAUCUCAAAUAUCUCGGAGGAAACCAAAGGGAAAAUUCUCCUAUCAGAGUGAGGAGGCACAACUUAGAAUGGCCGCCAAAACUGCCAGUCAAAGAAUAAAACAUACACUAAUAUCUAAAAGACUUCCAAAAAUUGUCAAAGAGUUCUUUGAUGUGGCCCUACCUUAUGCAUUCUGGGCUAGAGGAGAUAUCCAGCAUGCAACAGAACUGUUCUGUCAGCUUUCUCAAUCAGAAAAAAGAUAUAGAUAUAAGGCAGCAUUUUUAAAUGAAGCAGGUCGAAUGCAUGCCAUAUCAGGAGAAACAGCUACAGCUGCUAAAUUUUAUAGAUUAGCUUCAGAGACCGUCCUGUCUAAACCCCAAAAUACCAAGCAUACUCCUGAAAUAGAAGCACAGACUAUGAUGCUUUUGGCCAAUCUGUAUGACCAGGGGAGUAUGAAGGGGAAGGCCCAGUCUUCGUGGAACUCCUGGAAGGUUCUGUUUACUUGUGAAUCUCACGUCUCAGAUGAUGCAGCAUUGGCCGCAGUAGAACACUGGCUCUGUUUUCAUGCUGGGUCAUGGCAAGGUGACUACAUAGAUGAAUCAGUCAGACGCCUUGUUCCUCUGUGUUCACAACAUCCCCAGCUUCUGUACCAUCUCUCCUUAUUUCACGCUCUCAGAGGAGAUGCUCACAACUCACUGAAAUGUUACUGUGAAUUCAGAGAUCGAGUUCUUGGUCCUCAUCUUCCUGGGGAGGAUAUGGCUCGCAAACGAACAGAUAAUCCAUGGCUCCCCCUGAUGGAUGUAGCCAGAAAACAAGGGCAGAUAACCUGUAUACCUGUUCUCUGGAGAACUCAGCUCAGACCUUUGUGUGUUCAAACAACUCCUAGAGUUACCCAAGAAGCAGAUGUUGUCUCAGAACAGCUUAAUUUAAGAAUGACAUCAGAAGGAUUUCUGACAGGAGAUAUGCAGCUUCUGCUGCCCCCUACUGGUGGAAUUUAUCUAGAUCCAUACACAGGGAUGAUUACUUAUAACAACAAUGGGACCGCUCCGUGGAGGGGGGUCAUGAAGUCUGUGGAUCCCUCAGACCCCUGGAGACUCGUGAUACCCACCCCUCUAGAGGUCUACCAUGAUGAGGACGGGGCACGCGUCCAUCUGUUGAUGACCUGCCAGACUAAUGUCCGGGCGUAUAAGUGCCACGAAUUCAGGAAUAAUGUCAGUCAUCUGAUUUGGCAAGGGCCCAGUGGUAGAAAGGUCAAGGUCAAUCUCAUCAACAAAUUUGCAGACAUAAUCUAUCAGAGAGUGGAAGAGGAGUUGAAACAUAAGGUAUCUUUUCCAGAAGAAUCUCAAAGACAGAUAGCUCUAGAUAUUUUGAGGACAGUACACAAUACAGGAUGUACAAUGGAUGCAUAUGCUAUUGCCAUGUGUGCUAAAAAUGAAGCCACUACAAAUCCCCAAAAAUCGUCAACUAAAGACAAAGGAAAGAAAAAGAAGGAAAAGAAAAGGGAAAUGAAGGGAGGAAGAAGGCAUGCAUAUAAACUGGUGACAGAACCUCUCAUGUUUGGGAAGGCUGUAGCCAUGAUAUUCGACCAUAUUAAACCAUAUAUAGCAUCGCACUUUCUUGUGAUAGCAAACUGUUCUUCAGCGGAGAAGUUUUUGGAAAUGAAAAUCUAUUACAAAGGGAAAUGGUCCCAAGAAUUCAUACUCUACAGUGAAAGCCAAGAGAACCCCUACACUGUACGGCCAUGUCAGUUGUAUCAGGGCUACAGAAUCAACAAUGCUGAAGUCAUUCACUUUUAUAGUUCACACAGGUUAAUUGAAAUAUAUGAUCAAGAUGGUUCAUUGAUUGAAACUGUACAUCAAAAUGAUUACAUCGGACAUGGAGGUCUACUACAGAGAAGCAUUUACAAGAAACAAGUGUACCCACUGAUAAUAAAAGACCAACUUAUAGCUAUCAGUGACCAGAAAAGACUGUGGUGCUGGAGGGAUGGAGAAGAAUUCUACAGUCCAGAUAUAAAGGAGGCCACCUCUGUAGCAGCCUUUGGGGACGUUGUGAUUGUUCUGAUGGAGAACAAGACACAGUUUGUGGCAGCUCAUCAGCUCCGAAUUCUCAACAUUGAUAUUACAAAACCCUGUCAAAGCGAUUUGAAGCUGAAGAUAGGAGAAAGCAGACAGGAGAUAGAGCAGAGCUUUAACACUAUUCAGGUGUUGUCUACACAGACAGUGACCAGGGACAGUGGGACUUACCUCUGGUGUAUAGCAGCAUUAGACAGAACCUUAGUGUGUCUGGAAGUACCCUCAGAUACCUCAAAGUGCACAGAGGUCACUGUCUUCCUGACCUUGACCUUGGCAGGUUCUCCUGUGGAAGCCUACUUUAUCAGUACAUCAGUGGGAUUUCUGGUGACCUUCACCCAGCACAGUGCCCAGUCUGAGGCCUACACAGAACACCUGUGUCACUACAGCUUUGAUGGUAGACUGCUGGGGGUACUCCCCUGUCUGGGCCCCGGACCCAGGUCCUUCUGCCACGCCCACCUCCCAGCUGACCCUGAGGGAGGGAGCGGAGGGCUGUACCUGUACAUGAGGGACGGUCACAAUGGAAUCAUGGGAAUUCACUUGAAUGACCAUCACCUUUAAUGGAGUGCUUUCAUAGAACUGGGAGCCUUUUAUCUGACGAUUUUUGACAUUUGUAGCUAAUAUGUUGCAAAUUUUAAAAGCCUGGGCAUAGAAAGAAAAUGAAAAUGCAGUAAAUUAGAAUUUCAUUCUCUCAGUUAAAAUUACCAAGCGCUGCUGAUCCAUUGAUUAAAUCUUUGAUCUUUUUGAA